GAUGGAUGCAACUCUGAAAGAGCUGACCAGCUUAGUGAAAGAAGUCUACCCAGAAGCACGGAAGAAGGGCACGCACUUCAAUUUUGCAAUUGUCUUUACAGAUCUCAAGAGGCCUGGAUAUAGGGUGAAGGAGAUCGGCAGUACCAUGUCGGGCAGGAAGGGCACAGAUGAUUCCAUGACGUUGCAGUCUCAGAAAUUCCAGAUAGGAGACUACUUGGAUAUAGCAAUUACUCCUCCGAAUCGUGCACCACCCCCAUCAAGCCGCAUGAGACCGUACUAAACUAUUGCUUCUUUGUAUGAUUACAUCUUCUGUUUAUUCCUACUUGCUGUUCUAAAGCAGGCUUUUUUCUUUUGCUUUUGUUGCUAAGCAAGAACACCUGAAGACAAAGCUAAGCAUCAGAAAUGAAAGUUAACUUUUAAACCUUCACUUUUAGUUUAUUUGUUUAGAAGAAACACUUACCUUUAGCAGUGCCAUCAUCCUAUCCCUGAUUGUUAUAGUUUGAACAGUAAGUCAGUGUGUCCAGUCUUUCAAGAUUUCCAUAAAAUGCGACCAGAAGGAUUACAGGUGUUCUGUAGUUCUGUCUUGUUUGGAAUAAAGAUUGAUGUUACUAAG
This is a messenger RNA of Pelecanus crispus (Dalmatian pelican), 613 nucleotides long. NCBI's taxonomy places the organism in Eukaryota, Metazoa, Chordata, Aves, Pelecaniformes, Pelecanidae. The record is from RefSeq and is a predicted model, not a curated record.